AGAUGUACAAUACAGAUGAGGAAAAGAAAGGAGUAACUUCCGCCCCCCAAAACCGGAAGUUGAUUGUUUCCUGAUGACUUCCGCCCUCCACCACCGGAAGUUUCUUUUCUUAUUUCCUCUUCUUUCUACUGUUGCUUAUGGCGGCAAACGGGCAGGGAGAGAAGCGCAGCGCGGAGGAGGCGGCCGGGGAGGAGCCGGUGCUGUCCCUGCUCGAUGUCCUGGAGGAGGAUGACGCCCUGGAGGACGAGGCCUGCGCCGUGCUGGGCGGGAGCGACGCCGAAAAGUGCUCGUACCCGGAGGGUUAUGUGAAGCGGCAGGCGCUGUAUGCGUGUAACACGUGCACCCCCAAAAACGAGGAGCCGGCUGGGAUCUGCUUGGCCUGCACCUAUAAGUGUCACGAGGGCCACCACUUGUUCGAGCUUUAUACCAAGAGGAACUUCCGUUGUGACUGUGGAAACAGCAAAUUCAAGCAGAUGGAGUGUAAACUGUUCCCGGAGAAGGAGAACGUGAAUGUAGGAAACAAAUACAAUGAGAACUUCUUUGGUCUGUACUGCACCUGUAAGAGACCGUACCCCGACCCAGAGGAUGAGAUCCCCGACGAGAUGAUCCAAUGCAUCGUGUGUGAAGAUUGGUUCCAUGGGAGGCACUUGGGAGCCAAUCCGCCUGAACACCUGGAGUAUCAGGAGAUGGUUUGCCCCUGCUGCAUGGGUCGCUGCUCCUUCCUCUGGGCUUACAGCAACAAGAUCGGAGUCCCUGUCGUCACCCAGAUCACUCCAGCGGAAGUCGAUCAGGAGGUAAAGAUUGAGGACUGUCCAGAGGACACCAGCACGGUGCAUAAUGGUCCCAGUAUAAAGAGCGAGGAGGAGACCGCCCCGUCCACCAGCUGUGACCAGAAACCCAUAAAUGGCGACGUCUCCUUGAAAACAGAAAUGAAAUCAGAAGCCAAACCCUGCAAACUGCAAGAAUAUCAAGAAUAUCAGAAACCCAGAGAAAAUGCAGCCACCUACUGGCCGAGCAACUGGCGGCGUAAACUGUGCCGCUGCGAGACGUGCAUGAAAAUGUACAAAGAGCUGGAAGUUCUGUUCCUGUUAGAUGAAUGUGACACCGUUCAGGCCUAUGAGCACAAGGGGAAGUCCGAGGAGGAGCAGGAGAGCAGCGACCCCCUGAUGACCGCGCUCGGCACUAUGAACCGCAUCCAACAGGUGGAGCUCAUCAGCGAGUAUAAUGACCUGAAGACGGAGCUGAAGGAUUAUCUGAAGAAAUUUGCAGAAGAAGGAAAGGUGGUCCAGACCCAAGACAUCCAGAAGUUCUUUGAAGAUCUUCGUUCUCGGAAGAGGCAGCGGGUGGACGCGAUGCAGUAUUAUUGUAGCUAACGGGACAGAUAAAAUCACCGUCUAUUAUAGACAGCAGACGUCUCUGCCCAGCCCCCGUCGUGUUUUUAAUUCCUUUUUUUUUUU
Hyla sarda is the source of this 1457-nucleotide messenger RNA. It is a transcript of the gene UBR7, whose product is annotated as ubiquitin protein ligase E3 component n-recognin 7. Gene Ontology annotation, cellular component: cytoplasm. The transcript has 11 exons. The record is from RefSeq and is a predicted model, not a curated record. The coding region runs from base 138 to 1373 and encodes 411 amino acids. NCBI's taxonomy places the organism in Eukaryota, Metazoa, Chordata, Amphibia, Anura, Hylidae. Gene Ontology annotation, molecular function: ubiquitin protein ligase activity; zinc ion binding.